UCCCCUUUAUUCUCCCCCCCCCCCCCCAAACUGAUGGAUCGAGUCCUGUGAAGAACCGAAAAGGACAAUCCUGGAUUCUGAGUCAACCACAACACACAAACACACUAAAAAAACAAACCGAGGCUGGAACCUCACAAGCACAACCGCCCCACAAUGUGCUGCCUAGCAUUCACCGAAGGAAAGUUGUAAAUGGAUUUUGUCGAGCACGGGAUGAUGGCUCAUGGAAUUCCUUCGCAAGGGAAAAUUACCAUCACGGUGGACGAGUACAGCUCCAACCCGACCCAAGCCUUCACUCAUUACAACAUCAACCAGAGUCGCUUCCAGCCACCCCACGUGCAUAUGGUUGACCCUGUCCCAUAUGACACUCCGAAACCAGCAGGCCACACACGAUUUGUCUGCGUCUCAGACACACACUCCCGAACAGAUGGCAUUCAGAUGCCGUAUGGGGACAUACUGCUUCACACGGGUGAUUUUACAGAGCUGGGACUCCCCACGGAGGUUAAGAAGUUCAACGAUUGGUUAGGAAGCCUUCCCUAUGAAUAUAAAAUAGUCAUCGCUGGAAACCAUGAACUGACGUUUGAUAAGGACUUCAUUGCUGAGCUGGUGAAGCAGGACUACUACCGCUUCCCAUCUGUCUCCAAGUUGAAGCCCGAGGACUUUGACAAUGUCCAAUCACUCCUGACCAAUUGUAUUUAUGUGCAAGACUCAGAGGUAACGGUGAAAGGAUUUCAAAUAUAUGGCACACCAUGGACACCGUGGUUUAAUGGCUGGGGCUUCAAUUUGCCCAGAGGCCAGUCUUUGCUGGACAAAUGGAAUCUAAUUCCAGAGGGUAUCGAUAUUCUCAUGACUCAUGGGCCACCAUUGGGUUUUCGAGACUGGGUUCCCAAAGAGUUACAGAGAGUUGGCUGUGUCGAGCUCUUAAACACAGUGCAGAGGCGAGUACGGCCGAAACUACACGUCUUUGGAGGAAUUCAUGAGGGUUACGGGAUUAUGACAGAUGGCUACACCACAUAUAUAAAUGCCUCCACUUGUACAGUCAGCUUCCAGCCAAUAAAUCCGCCAAUUAUCUUUGACCUUCCGAACCCACAAGGCUCCUGAGAACUGCUCCUCAUACCAAGAUGGAGGUUCUAUAAACUGCCAUUUCUUUUCUAAUGGAAAGCGUGACUUUAAAAGAAAAAUAAUAAUUCUGUUAAAUGUUUUCUCUUGUAUGACCUGGUUUUUUUUUUGUAAAAAUGCUGGUACAAAUCGUAGCGAUUGUGCUGUUAAUACAGAUUGGUUCUCAUAAGAUUAAUGAAGCUUUGUGACUUUGUAAGAGCUGAACUAUGAAAUUCUGUUUGCAUCUGCUGGUUAAGCUGUUAAAGAAAUAAUCGCAGUCAUUGAGUGUCAGCUUUUGGUUUCAAUUGAGUUCAGAUUUCUGGGUGUUGGAGGUUUCUGAAGAGGCUAAUUUAAACAAAACGGGCCUUGAAGUGAAGGUGGAUGACCGUAACCAAAUGAAUUCCUUCUGAAAUUCACCCUCCCCCAUUCCCCCACUGUUCUGUACUCUUUUAGGAAAAGUUGUUAACCAGUUUAAAUAAGUGUCAUGAGGCACUGCUAAAGUCGUGGAGGAAGGAAUUUUAGACGGAUCAACCCUCGCUAAGCGUUCCUACUUUGGAAUCAUCCACCACUUCAUGCCAGCCUUUUCUCUCGGCCCUCAAUCAAACCUUCCAAUUUUCUGCUCCCUGUGUUUCAAUUCUAAAAGUAAGAAAGCCCAUAAUCUAAACGCUUUAAUGAAGGUAAAGGUGUCCAUUUAUUGUACGUGUUUUUGUGCAGUGUUUGCUUCCAUGUUUUGGCUGUCUUUGACAUUCCUGGCUAAAAACUUGGCCAGAUACUGUGAUUAUUCCCAAACUAUAUUUACCAGUGGAACAGAUCAAAAGCCUGUGACCAUUUAAUUUACUGAAUCGAAGGUAUUCAAUAGCCCAGUGAAGCUGAGUGUUGGCAGCCUGAUCAUUAAGCCACUGGAUUCGCUGCAAGAUGAGUUCCUGGUCCCUAAAGAGCUUUCUGUUCGGUUUCUGAACUCAGGAAAGGCAAUUCCUAGUGGGAAAGGGGUCAGAAAAAUCAGAAGGAGGAUCAUCUCCCUUGUUCCUGUAUGCUAGCUUGAAAUGCUUGUAGUUAGGAACUGUCAAUGGUUGGGCUGGGGGAAGCAGGGUGGUAAAGGUCCUAAAGAGAGAGUUAAAUUAUCUUAGAGAAUGUGGAAAAUCUAUUAUUUUAACAGACAAGAGCAAUAAAUGAUACUAUUAGGCCCAUCAAACCUAUCCCCGUCGAGACAAUGGUAAUACUUGAUCAUCAUUUGCCCAUAAUCCUUGCUGUCUUCUGAUUGAGGCAAUUACACACAGAAUGAUUUGAAUAACCUGGCCAUAAUUCACAAUUACAGCAUGAAUCUCGUCCAAUUAUUGCAGGGACCCAAGUGCCAAUCUAUCACUUCUUUAUUUUUUAUAUGAUCCACCAAAUAAGUUUCAAUCUCAUCAUCCCACCAUGGGUGUACUGCCCCUUUAAGGAGAUUGCUUCACCUUCCUCUGCCAUGUCUCGGGCUUUAUGUUCCAUGGUCAGUUUCAGUCCCAAUGCCGUGGGGCCUGGCUUCAGUACCAGCUCUCCUUGAAUGGAGUCUCACCUACCCAGGAGCAUAUAUUGGGAGAUCAAAAACACUUUCCCUGUGACAAGUCCAGAAAGUCAUCCUCCAACUUUGAGCUGCCACAGGACUUUGAUGAAAGAAGUUGCUUUGUUUCAAUCUGGUGAACUUUUCUCUUGCAACCAUCUUGAAAGUUACCUCUUGUAUGUUCCUUUGCUCUUGUUCAUGGGUAUUAUAUUGUGUCCAGGAGUUCAGGUGUUGAAGACUCCACAGCACUGUUCAAAGAAGAAGCUCUCCUGAUGUUUUGGCUUCCAAUCUCCCUCAAUAAUCAAUAACUAAUUUAGUUACAUAGUUAUUCACAGCACAGAGCCAGGCCAUUCAGGCCAAGGUGAACAUGUUGGUAUUUAUCCUCCACACAAACCUACCCUUUUUCAUCUAACACCAAUAUAUGCUCUGUUCCUUUCUCCCUCAUGUGUUUACCUUCCCCUUAUAAUUUCCCCUUAAUUGCAUCUAUGCUAUUUGCCUCUACUACUUCCUGUGGUAGCAAAUUCCACAUUCUCGUCACUCUCUGGGUCAAGAAAUUUCUCUUGAAUUUUCUGUCGGAUUUAUUAAUGGCUAUCUUAUAUUUAUGGCUCCUAGUUCUUGUCUUGCCCCCACAUCUACUCUAUCAAACCCUUUCAUAAUCAUAAGGAACUCUAUCAGGUCACCCUUCAGCCUUCUCUCUUCUAGUAUCUGUUCAGUCUUUCCUGAUAGGUAUAAGCUCUUAGUUAUGGCAGUGUUCUAGUAAAUCUAUUUGUUACCUUUUCCAGUACUUUUAUAUCCUUUUCAUAGUUGGAGACCAGAACAGCUCAAGCACUCCAAGUAUGCUCUAACCAAAGUUCUAUUGGAGUCUAACAUAACUUUUCUGUGUUUUAAUUCUAUCCCACUAGAAAUGUACUCCAUUGCUUUGUUUGUCUUUCGAUGGCCUUAUUAACCUGUGCCCCUACUUGUGGUGAUUUAUGUAUCUGUAGCCCAGAUUCCCGCACCCUUGUUCCUGCAUCCAAUUUAGACAGUUAUUUUCCAAGGAGUACAUGGCCUCUUUCUACUUUCUACCAAAAUGUACCGCCUCACAUUUAUCCAUAUUGAAGUGUAUUUGCCAAUUGCUCGCCCAUUCUGUAAGUUUAUUAAUGUCCUCCUGUAUUUUGCUGCAGACUUCUUCUGUAUCAACUACACCCACUCUGCUGAAUGUGAUAUCAUUCUCAAAUUUUGAAAUUGUACUUAAGACAGCAGCAGUCACUUGUACUGUACCUGAAGUGGUGCAGUCUGUAUGGAGGAUCAGAAGCCAAAUAAGAACAGGCAUUCAGAAGCAAACUUCAUAGGUGCACUGCAAUGAUGGGAAGAGUUUUGGUUGAGAACUCUGAAGCUCUGGGAAGUCACCCAGGAUGGCCAACCUAUCCUUGGGGAGGAUUCCUAAACUCUGCCAUGCUUUCCCUUUAAUUCCCAGUGUUCCUCAGAAGCUGCGGUUAGGGGAAGCCAGUUAUUUCUGAUCUUAAAUGCUUGUUUUCAGACAUAUCCGUCCUGCUUCCUAUUAGACAAGCCAGACUCCCUUCCAGCCCUGCAAAGUCUAUCAAAUGAGACAUAUGUGAGCAGAUCUGUGUAUAGUGACCUUCAGGGAAUCUUCCCAAUAUCAUGAUCUACAAUACCAAGCUGAACAUCUGGAAAGGGAUAGCAUUCAACAUUGUCCUCCAUAUUUCAGUUGAACAGGAAUUUACUACUCAACUUCUGGUUACUUGAGGAAAAUGUGGGAGACAACAUUUUGCUUGCAUAUAUAAUUUUAGCAUGACUUAAUGAGGUGCUGCAGGAACUCUCACAGCCACUCUGUUCAACCCGUGGAGUCUUGCAAGCCACCCUUUUUGACAUUGGAGAACACAUGUUUGUUGGACAGAUAUUAACGAGGAGAGUUAAUGAACUAUUGGUCGACCAAUAUUAUUGACUUUCAGUGACACAACCCCAACAUUGAUUCCUCCUUCAGAUGAUUGCAGAGUUCUGUGCUACAGAUUCCAUCUUGUUUAAUCUAAUGCUAUAUCCAGAUUCUGCUGUAUGGUUGUAAAGGAAGAACUCAGUACUGCAAUGGAAGAUUGAGGCAAUUACUUGUCUUAAGUACCCAAGAAACAAGAGCAGGUCAUACAGUCCCUCAAGCCUGCUCCACAUGGCUGACCUUUUACAUCAACUCUACUAGCCCAGAACUUUCCUCAUUUCCUUUCAUUCCCUUGGUGCCCAAAUAUCCAUCAGUCUCAAUCUUGAAUAAACUCAAUGACUGAGCAUCCACUGCUCUCUGGGAUAGAGAAUUCCCAACAUUCACAACCCUCUGAGUGAAGAAAUUUCUCUUCAGUCUCCAGUUAAGGAUUCAGCCAUUUAGGACUAUGACUGCCUAGCUCUAGGGGUCAGUUAGUUCCAUUGGCUGGACAGCUGGUUUGUGAUGCAGAGUGACGCCAACAGCACAGGUUCAAUUCCCAUACCAGCUGAGGUCAUCCAUGAAAGACCCGCCUUCUCAACCUCAUCCCUUGCCUGAGGUGUGAUGACCCUCAGGUUAAAUGCACCACCAGUCAUCUCUCUCUGAGAGAGCAGCCUAUGGUCCUCUAGGACUACAGUGACUUUCAUUCCUUUCAGACUGCAGCCAGGGGAUAUCUCUCCACAUUUACCCUAUCAAGCUGCCCAAGAAUUUUAUAUGUUUCAGUGAGAUCACCUCUCAUUUUUCCAAAUGCCAGAGAAUAUAUUUCCAUUCUGCUGACUUGCUCCUUAUAGGACAGCCCUCUCAUCCCAGGAAUCUAUCUAUGAUGCACCUUUUCUGAGGCAAAUAUAUUCUUCCUUAGGCAUGAAGACCAAGAUUGUCCACAGUAUUUUAGCUGUGGUCCCAUCAAAGCCCUAUAUAUUUGCAUGGAUGGAGCCCUGUACCAAGCAGAAUUGAUUUACAUUACCAGUUGCCAAAGAGACAACUACCUGAAAAUAACGAUUUGAGCAACAUGAUCAUGCACAAAGUUACCAUGAAAUGCUAUUGGAAAGCUGGGCUUUGGUGAACACACCGGCAGCCAACAGUGAGAAGCCAGUAUUACCUGGACGUUUGUAGCUCAGUCUGGAAUUCUGGCUUCAUUUAAUCUGGAGAACAGCAGCUUACAUUUCUACAAUGGUUUCAAUGUAAGAAAUGUCCCAGAAGGUCUUCACAAGUGAAGAAACAAAAGCUGAGCAGGUAGCAAGGGAGAUAGAGAAGAUUCGAAGGUCAAGGGAGCUUUAAAAGGUGGUGAGAGAAGUAAGUAGGGGUUUAAGAGGUGAGAUUUUAUGGUAGACAUUUACCCUACAUUCUGACCUCAGAAUUUUAGCGGCACAGAAGGAGGCCAUUCGCUGAUCAUUCGCAGACUAUUACCAUCUGCCCAAUUUUACAUUUACCAGAAGACAAAUGCAAAUUCUGUCCUGUAACAAGAGGAGGACAUUGUAACUUUGGAAGAACAGUAACAUAUCUACAUUGGGUAGUAUUUCCUAAAUUAUGCUCCUAACAUUGAACUUCUGCUCUCCUCCUCUGCUAUUCCAGGAACGAAGGACAUGGACCUACCCCCACACUGGCCCCACAACCACCUGCCCCACAAACACCCUCUAGUUAAGGCAUUGUUGAAAGCUGAUUUUUACUGUGGAAAUUUUCAACCUCUUAGUUAUGUUCCUCUGACCUGCACUUUUUGAGCAAAAUGAAAAAAGUGACCAUGGACAAUCGUAGCACAGGGCAGAUUAGGUCCCAUGAAUAUAGCAAUAGUCUGGGAAUGAAUACCGCCUUCAUAUGUUCUCCUAUCAGAAAGUGUGGAUCUAAUCCAUUCACUUGAAAGUUAACCAGUAACUUACUUAAAACCAGGAAGAUUCUACAAAGAGUGGGAUUGUUACAGAUUCAAGUCUUCAAAGGUGUGCCUUGAUUGCAGCAAAGAAGAGAUACUUCUCAAUGCACGAUUCCAAGCAUGUACUGAUAGACGUGGCAUCACAUAUAGGCUAUUGUGUCGACCCUGAGGAUAGUUAGGCUCCGUUUAGUUCACAUGAACAGAAUUCAACAAUAUCUCUCAUUAAGGGUCAUAAAUCCUAGGUGUCCUCGAGCAAAUUUCUCCUUCAGAGAGCCAGCACAGGCUCGACAGGCCAAAUGGCCUCUUUCUGUACAGUAUGUUUUCUGUGAAAUCUAGACUUUAAACAUUUUGAAUGACCUUUUCAGUUUAAUUGAUUCUUGGGAUGUGGGCAUCGCUGGCAUGGCUGAUAUUCAUUGUCCAUCCCCUUGUUGCAACAGAGUGGCUUGCUGUGGUCACUUCAGAGGGCAGUUAAGGGUCAACUAUGUUGUUGUGGGAUUGGAGUUACUUAUAAGCCUAGAGUGAGUAAGGAUGGCAGCUUUUCUUUCCAGGGGGACAUUGGUGAACCAAUGGGUUUUUAACAAGAAAUCCAACAGAUUUCAUGGUCACUCUUACUGAUUUAGAUUUCCAUAAACCUUUGAGCUAAUUAUUUGGGAAAUAAAUUAAAUCUCCCAGACAAAUGGAAUGAGUGAAAUUGCUGUUUGAAGUUAUCUGAAGCCACAUUUUGCCAAUUCUUCAAAGAAAUCUGUCUUUUCCCAGCCUGAUAGGACCCUUGUAAAAAAAAAACCACAAUGCUUCACCCAUUUACUAAACACUACAAUAAAUGCACACCUUCACUUUCAUUAUCGCUUAUUUAUUCUUGUAACUGCUGGUCUUUUCUUUAUUAUUGUUUUUGCACUGUGUAUAAAAGCAAGCUCACUCGCGCACACAAAAGGAAGAGUUAAUUGCCCAAUAACUUGUUUAAAGUUGAGCAUUAUAAAUGCUGGAGGGCUUCUUUUAUUUUCUCUUGAUUUUCCCCUCUCUGUUGAACGGAAAUUAGUGAAUAGAGUUCUUUUGUUUCCAUAAAAUUAUUGUGAUAUUAUAUAUUUA
Carcharodon carcharias (great white shark) is the source of this 7548-nucleotide messenger RNA. It is a transcript of the gene mpped2a, whose product is annotated as metallophosphoesterase domain containing 2a. Gene Ontology annotation, molecular function: hydrolase activity. The transcript is spliced from 7 exons. Lineage: Eukaryota; Metazoa; Chordata; Chondrichthyes; Lamniformes; Lamnidae. The coding region runs from base 190 to 1098 and encodes 302 amino acids. The record is from RefSeq and is a predicted model, not a curated record.